GGAGCUCAUGGGCUCUGCUCCAGGGUACCACGAGCACGGCACCUUCAGCAUUUAGCAGCAGCUCCACAACCAGCUCCUUGGGGCACAGCCCAGGGCGUGGGCUGGAGGGAUCUCCCCUGGGUACAGAGGAUGGGUGAAAGGCACAGGGGGGAGCCUGGGGGCUACACUGCAGACCUUUAACGCCGCGAGCUGGGCUUUAGCACACCCACAAGCCCAAAGCUUCCCCUCGGACAGCUUUCUAAGGCCGGGACACGGGCAGGAUCCAGCCUGGGGCUGCAGCCGGGAGCCCGGAGCCCCCCGGUAGAUGGCACGCACGGCCCCGGCGCGGCGCUGGCGAGAAACCCGAGCCAGGGAGACACUCCCCGGGAGCUGCCGGGGGCCGGGAAGGAGGAAACACGGGCUGUGCCCGGCCACAAGCCGCUCCUGCUGCGCGGAGGAGGGAGCGACAUGGGCAACCGCUGCAGCUGCGGCCGCCCGCGGAACCGAUGUGAGACACGAGAGCCAACAGCACCAGCCUGGCAGGAAGGCUCCAACGUACGAAAAUGUCUCGGAGUCUCCCGUCUACGCCACUGUGAGUAAACCCAAGAACAUGAAGCAGGACGACAGCAUUCAUUACGCAGACAUCCAGGUGUUCACCAAGGUCCGGGAGCGCUCCGCGGAGGAGGUGAAGAACUUGCAGAUGCAGAAUGCCACAGAGUAUGCCACCCUCAACUUCCCCCGGCCCAGGCUGAAAUAUGACAGUAAGAACGGGACUCUGGUUUAAAAGGCCUGGUGCCUCCCUCCUCGUUCAGCAGCAAAAGGAUUUCACAGACUUAGAGAUGCCGUAGACUCGAGCUAACCUCAUGGACACGUUGUGUCUGCCUGCGAAGCAGAGAGGCUGUGUCUUCCACCUGUGUGUGCCUUCAGAGGACAGAGGUGUAUUUAUUCUCACACGAGGAACAGUUACCUGUCUGGUUCUGCUGGCAAAAAAAAAAAGCCACUUCUUCCCCUUGGAAAAUCCAUGUUGCCUCUGAAGCUGGCAACCCAUCUCCUCUCUGCCCUGCGAGAAGGCAGAGCUGCUGCUUGGCUGGUGAUGGUUAAAAUCACAGCCUGGAGCUGCCAGGAGGAUGUUCCAAGCGCGGUUGUGCCGGCAGAUUUGGGAACAGGGGAUAGAGGAGUCCAUACUGGGACAAGGGAGAUGUUGCCAUGGGAUUUUAUGUUGAGGUUAAGAAAAUUCUGCAACGUGCAGAAUGAUAUGGGGAUGAUACUGUGAGGAAAUUGUAUGGAAGUUUUAAGGGUAUCUGCCGCAAUGUUUUCCUCCAACACCAGCCACUGUACGCUGCAGUCAUGCACUCUGUGCAUCCCUCUUCUAAAAAAGCAGUGUUUUACAGCCAUGCACAGCAUACUGAGACCAAGGCCAAAAAUGCAGAAUUAACUGAAGGGUACAGAACAAUUCCUUUCGCUGAAGGGCGGUACUGACACGCAUCCUUAGCCCAAGGUGCACAAAAGUGAGCACUGAGCUCUUGGCUCUGACUGGCAAUGAAAGAAGGCAGAUUUGCAGGUUAUCUGUAGGACAGCCAUUUAAAAGCCACUGCCUAUAUUUAGGGCAGUUAUCCAAUCCUUAGAGCACAGUAGCUGUUUGCAUGCCUGAGACACUAGGAAUGAAUCCUGGCCAACUUUAGAGAAGGCUUUGGACUUUUUCUUCGUGUUUUCUUAUUUUGUAUUGUCAGCCUUAGUUAUAAAACCCUGUAAAGCAGAGCACAUACCACGUGGUGUUUUCUGCUAAAGCUCCCAAAGACACAUUUGAGAAUUUAUGGGUUUAAAAUAAUGUCAGUAAUGCAGUACAGCAGCCGUCCAAAAGGCUUCUGCCACUGGAUUGAGAUUGACAUUUGCACCAUUGGCAGUAGCACAGUGCUCCCAAGCAGUGUCCUCAGGCCCUAGAUCAAUGGUUAGCAUGUUCUCUUCCUCAGCAAUGGUCUGCAUAGCCAAAUGCAGGUCGUGGAACAACCUGUUUAUUGCCAUUGUUGAAAAAUGGACUUCAUUGUACACUUUAUAAACAUGCAUCAUUUUGCAUAUUAUGGUUUAGCUAUAUGUAAAAAAAAAAACAAAAACCACCACCAACAAAAAAAAACCAUGAAGGAGUUCCUGCUCGUUACAAAAAAUAAAGCUGGUACGGGUAGUGUGUACUAAGAUGAAAAUGUUUUAAGGACCAAUCCUACAAUUUUUCUGCUUUUUGCCUGUGCUAUCCAGUGGACCUCAGCAGGGCUAUUAAAAGGCCAGAGUAAGGUUUGCAGAAAGAAGAAAUUUGUCUCCAUUUUCAAUAAUGGAGACAGUUUAUUUUUCUGCCUGAACUGUGUUUUUUUUUUGCCCAUGCUAUUGAGCUGACCUCUGCACGGCUAUUGCAAGGCCUGCAGCAAAAGACCCUUCAUUUACAAUGGGCACAGUAUUAUGCUGUUUGAGGGCUGGCUCUUCUGAGUGCCAAGGACAAAAACCCGUAGCGAGGAGGACUGAAUGGGCAGGGGGGGACAAUUUAGGGAACACGGGACUGCCUGAGCACUCGGUCCUGCUUAGCCCAGCCACCGGAGGGGCUCCCAGGACACAGCCCCAGGCCCAGCCGGUGCUGAGCAGCAGCUGGGGACCUCCUCGCACUGAGCUGCUGGUACCAGAACUGAAAAGGCACACUGGUUAAAGCUCAAACCAAGCCCUCUGCAGUGCAGGAAUAAAUAUAUAUAUAUAUAUGUAAUACAUUUAUUAAAUAUAGACUAUAAUUCACCAGAGGGGAGGUUUUCUGGAAGGUGCUGACUCCAACAAGUCAUUUUUAAAGACAAUUUGACAGAAACUACCUGUUACUGCAGUGUCAAGCACCGUGAAGGGUCUUUUUUUGUGGUACUGGAGCUUUCCUCACCACCAGGCAAGCUGGGGCUGGGGACAGCCCAGCACUGGGUCUGCUCCUGGGCACAGCCUGGGGUAAAUCUGCACAUGCAGCAUCGACUUGUACCAGUGUGGCACCGGGAAAAUCAGGGCCUUGGAUCUCUAAAAUGUGAAAAUCACGUAUUUUGGAGUAAGGGUUUUUCUAAAAGCCUUUAUUUUGCAGUGAGUAUUAACAGAUUCCAGCUACAUGCCCGGUGUUACCCAAGGUUGCCUGUUUAGGGGUUAAACGAGUGUUAAACGCAUCAAGUGCUCUUCGGACAUUAAACACUUGAUUUUCGGCGUGAA
Messenger RNA from Anas platyrhynchos (mallard), 3195 nucleotides. It is a transcript of the gene C25H11orf52, whose product is annotated as chromosome 25 C11orf52 homolog. Lineage: Eukaryota; Metazoa; Chordata; Aves; Anseriformes; Anatidae. Gene Ontology annotation, cellular component: extracellular exosome. The record is from RefSeq and is a predicted model, not a curated record.